AACGUCUGGGUGCUCUUUGACGACCCAUGCCGCGUCGUCUGGCGCCAUGCAAGGAAACGGGGAGACCUUUUUCUAGACUACCAAGAUCUGCAACUAAACGUCCGCUUCUGAGGGCUGAACCGUAAGAAGCCGCAGCCAAGAAUCUCCACCGUGGAUGCGGAAACUCAUUCGAAUUCUCUGCCAUGCAUUUUGCUGCAUGCGCAGUCUGACCCACGUCACACCGGCCCACAGCAUAAGACGUCGACAGCAACUCCUGCGAUUGCCCUCCGUCAUCCACGAUGCUCCAAACAUAUGCAUGGUUUGGUAUGAUGGCAUUUCACCAGACCAAGGUGGUCUAGAAGCCUCAUUUUACGUACGAGAAAACCGGUGUAGGCCGCCGAAACGUCACGAUGUCAAAACGCCGCAUUGUUCCAAACGUGUUCUAUGCAGGCGCCGCAUCAUGAGGCCUCGACGAUCGAUGAGGGGCAGCGCCAUAAGCGGGACCGUAUUGCGGGGCCGAUGCUUUGAAUCGGAUGGCUCGGCUGAAAGCCGUCAUUUGUCUCCAGUCGUCAGGCACACAGCUGUGACCGCGGCAACUUCACCUUCCUGUUCAUUUUGAUCCAAGACUUGGCAGAUAGUCCUUCGUGGACGGGAUUUCAGACCUGCCGCACAGUGUCAGCAUCCGGAAAGUGCUUUCCGAGGUUGCAUGC
Alternaria rosae is the source of this 689-nucleotide messenger RNA. RefSeq lists its product as uncharacterized. Bases 155 to 598 code for a protein of 147 amino acids. The record is from RefSeq and is a predicted model, not a curated record. The transcript has a single exon. Lineage: Eukaryota; Fungi; Ascomycota; Dothideomycetes; Pleosporales; Pleosporaceae.